Striga asiatica is the source of this 3224-nucleotide messenger RNA. Lineage: Eukaryota; Viridiplantae; Streptophyta; Magnoliopsida; Lamiales; Orobanchaceae. The record is from the annotation of a GenBank genome assembly.
AUGGUGUUUGAUUGCAGCCAUUUGUCGAUCCAGAAUUCUGACGAUUAUGUAUACCUCUAUUCGAGAUUGACAAUCACGCAUCUUUGCUGGCUCUUUUCUCUCGGCGUGACCCCCCUUCCCUCUUCACUAUCCCUGGGGUCGCCCAAUUGCAGAAUUUCUCAAGAAUCCAAAACUGCUUCAAUCGCAUCCUCCUCUGAAUAUCCGACUGCACGGAUAUUUGAUUCAUCAAUGGCGACGCCGGAGUUUGCUCAAACCGACCCGGAGGGGAUUGAAGGAGUUCGGAUGACGUGGCUCAACUGGCCGCGAUCCAAGGUGGAGGCUUCAAAGUGCGUGAUCCCAAUAGCGGCCUCGAUUCAGCCGAUCCGCCCACAUGUGGAUCUGCAGAUCCUUCCGUACGCACCCCUCCGAUGCAAGUCGUGUUCCUCAGUGUUAAACCCCUUUUGCCGGGUUGACUUCACGGCCCUGAUAUGGAUCUGCCCAUUUUGCUUUCAGAGAAACCAUUUUCCGCAGCAUUAUUCAUCACUUUCGCAGACGAAUAUGCCUGCCGAGUUGUACCCUAAUUUCCCCUCGAUCGAGUACUCAAUCCCUAAUUACCAGAACCCGCAGAAUUACAACCCUGCCUUUGUUCCAUCUCCUAUUUAUCUGUUUGUUCUUGAUACUUGCAUGAUCGAGGAGGAGUUGGAGUUUGCCAAAUCGGCUCUUAAACGGGCUGUUGGGAUGCUUCCUGAUAAUGCCAUGGUUGGUUUUAUAUCUUAUGGUACACAGGUUCAGGUUCAUGAGCUGGGGUUCUCGGAGAUGUCUAAGGUGUAUGUGUUCAGGGGUUCGAGAGACUUGUCUAAAGAUCAAGUGUUGGAGCAGCUGGGACUUGGUGUUUCUGGUGGUAGACGGGGUAUUCAGAAGGGUGGUGGUGGACCUAGCCCAAUGGCUGGGUCUGGUCCCAAUGCAGGGAUUAAUCGGUUCUUAUUACCUGCAUCUGAAUGUGAAUAUGCACUUGAUUCGUUGUUGGAUGAAUUGGCUACCGACCAAUGGCCUGUGGCACCAGGUAACAGGGCACUGAGGUGUACUGGAGUUGCAUUGAGUGUUGCAGUAGGGUUGCUUGGUGCGUCUCCUUUGGGAACUGGUGCACGAAUUAUUGCGUUGGUGGGGGGUCCAUGUACUGAAGGUCCUGGAGCGAUGCUGUCUUCUCCUGUUGCGGGUAUUGUCAUAUUUGCUUGUGCGAUUGUAUCAAAAGAUUUGUCUGAUCCUGUGCGUUCACACAAGGAUCUUGACAAGGAUGCAGCUCCUUUCUUUAGAAAAGCAGUCCAGUUCUAUGACGAACUUGGUAAACAGUUGGUUAAUCAGGGCCAUGUGUUGGAUGUUUUUGCUUCUGCACUAGAUCAGGUUGGGAUUGCUGAAAUGAAGGUUGCUAUUGAAAAAACUGGUGGACUCGUCGUGCUAUCUGAAAGUUUUGGUCAUUCUGUUUUCAAGGAUUCCUUCAAGCGCAUUUUUGAAGAUGGGGAACAAUCCCUGGGCCUUUCAUUCAAUUUUGGGGAUGGUAUUAAUCAUGGGGCAAAAGGAAAUCUUAAAACAGCAUUAAGUGGCAUUACUUGUGGUUUCUGUGGCACACUGGAGAUCAGCUGCUCAAAGGAUAUAAAAGUCCAAGGAAUUAUUGGGCCAUGCACUUCGUUAGAGAAGAAAGGGCCUGCUGUUUCCAGCACAGUUACAGGGCAAGGGAACACUACAGCGUGGAAGAUGUGUGGCCUUGACAGAAAUACUUGUUUAACUGUUUUCUUUGAUGUUUCUUCUAGUGAAAAGUCUGAUCCUGCAGGUCCAAAUCCUCAACUAUAUAUACAGUUUCUAACUAGUUAUCAGACUUCUGAUGGUCAGAUGCGGCUUCGAGUCACUACCGUCACUAGACGUUGGGUAGAUAGUACAUUGGGCAAUGAGGAUUUAAUUCAAGGAUUUGAUCAGGAGGUUGCUGCUGUAGUAAUGGCUCGGCUAGCUUCUUAUAAAAUGGAAAUGGAGGAAGGUUUUGAUGCUACAAGGUGGUUGGAUAGAAAUCUGAUUCGCCUGUGUUCCAAGUUUGGGGAUUAUCGGAAGGAUGAUCCAGCGUCAUUUACAUUGAAUCCCUGCUUUUCGUUGUUCCCUCAGUUCAUGUUUAAUCUACGAAGAUCACAAUUUGUACAGGUAUUUAACAAUAGUCCGGAUGAGACUGCCUAUUUCCGCAUUUUAUUGAACCGGGAAACUAUAACCAAUGCUGCAGUCAUGAUCCAGCCCUCCUUAAUAUCAUACGCUUUUAAUUCACUGCCUGCACCAGCUUUGCUUGACGUCCAAUCCAUUGCAGCUGAUCGUAUUCUCUUGCUAGAUUCGUACUUUAGUGUUGUUAUCUUUCAUGGAAUGACAAUUGCACAGUGGAGGAAUAUGGGCUACCAGAAUCAGCCAGAACAUAAGGCUUUUGCCGAAUUAUUGCAAGCCCCACAAGAAGAUGCACAAUUAAUAAUUCGUGACCGUUUUCCUGUACCGAGACUUGUGGUUUGUGAUCAGCAUGGCUCUCAGGCAAGAUUUCUAUUGGCGAAAUUGAAUCCUUCGGCCACUUACAGCAAUGCGCACGAGAUGAUGAAUACUGGCUCUGAUGUGAUAUUCACUGAUGACGUGAGUCUACAAGUUUUCAUUGAUCACCUUCAGCGGCUGGCAGUUCAAGCCUCUUAACACAGUUUUAAUUGAUGGAUUCUUGUUUCGUUGAUGGUUUUGCGGAAGUUGUGAAGUGAAUUUUUGUGCCAUUUAUACGAGAAUAUGCCCUACUGUCGUUAAUUGCGAUGGUGAUGCCUUGAUCCUUCACUAUUUGAACAAUAAGGAAUAGAAGUUGAGAUUGAGUUUCUUGAGGGGUUAAAAAGAAUUUGUAACAUUAAAAGUGGUUUAAGGUAAGGCUAUAAUUGUAAGUUAAAAUAGACAUUUUUGGACGUGACAGCUGGUUGGGGUUUAUACAUUUGUAGCUCUUGCCGGGGUUUUUUAACAUUGUGAAAUCCACUACAUUACAUGCUGAAUUUAAAAGAUGUGGCUUAGGCUAGAAGACAAUAUUUGGACAGUGUCUUGUUAUAUUUUUAUUUUUAGUGCAAAAUAAAGAGUACGGCUCUGCACCUGCUCAGCUGCUCUCUAUUUGACUAUUUGUGGUAUUUGUGAAUGUCAAAAUAAUGGCUAAAAAAUUACAAGGAGAUUGAAUCAAAGUCGAGACAUAUAAAUGUGCG